Messenger RNA from Planococcus citri (citrus mealybug), 4677 nucleotides. Its product is annotated as serine/arginine repetitive matrix protein 2-like. The transcript has 10 exons. The record is from RefSeq and is a predicted model, not a curated record. The coding region runs from base 309 to 4256 and encodes 1315 amino acids. NCBI's taxonomy places the organism in Eukaryota, Metazoa, Arthropoda, Insecta, Hemiptera, Pseudococcidae.
UUGGAGGUUCUGUGAAUGGUAAAAAAAGCUGUUUGCUGUUGUAUGAAAACUGUUGAAAUUGGAAUAAAAAUUGACGAAGAUAUUUGAAAUGUAAAAACGACGUGAAUUUGUGCACAGAGUUCGAAAAUUAAUGGCCUUUCUUAUAUAAUAAGUUUGAAAUCACUUUGUACGUAUAGAAUUUGCGAGUGUGCAGUUUUUUACUGCAUAGUUGCAUUUUUUGAAUUUAGAAAUCGUUAAAGAGUCUAAGUUGAAUUCGUUUAUUUGCGCAUCAGACGCCAGUAAUUGUUUCUGAUAAAGAGAACUGAGAAAUGGAGUCUGUUGAUAUGGAGAUUUCGUCUGCUACUGAAGAGGAAGACGACGAUGAUGAAGAAGAGCUCGAUAAACUGCUGAAUUCUUUAACUGGCAUGGAGAAAUGCUUAGUUCCUUUCGAUGAUGAAUCCGAUGACGUAGCAGUUAUUGAACCUGAAAAGGGAAACGAAGCCAAUAAUAACCACAUUGCAGGAGGCAAUCAGACUCGGACUCUCAUGAAAACAAAAGACGGCUCCAAGCAAUGUAAUAGUAUUGAAAUCCGCGACGUUAAUUCGAUCAUAGCGGUAUCACCAGUCGGUUCGAAUGCUUCUACACUUUCAAGGGAAUCCACUCCUCGAAGACACUGCCAAACAGACUGCGAUAAUGGUGCUCGAAGUCCAAUUCCUCAAAUUACUAUCACUCAACUUUCAGAUAAAGAUUCGGAUAACGAUGUUAUUCUGGAUAGUAUUAACGAACGUCAUAAAAAUUUAGAGACUGGAUCUGGUUCAGAUCAUUCCGAUAUUUGCUUCUUGGGCGUUGGACGUGCCACAGUUGAUGAUUCGAAGAUAUCAAAACAAACCUCUACGUUGCCGGAUAAUGGUGAGCUCAAUUCAAAAAGUAGCGAUUCCGGCGUCAUGAUUUGUUCACCUAUAAAUACUGCUACCGAACAUAAUGCCAUAACUCCGGUGCAAACUCAGCCUCAAGAUAGUGAAAAAGCGUCACCACCUAAAGAUGAUGAUUCCGAUUCAGAUUGUCUUAUAGUUGAGCAUAUUGCUGCAUCGGAUCAUCGACUUAACGGGUUAAUCGAUUUGACUAAACCAGAAAAUGAAGAAAAUGGACUGCCUUUGGAGAAUCGUACUGAGGAAUCAUUGCUGAAAGAGAUAUCGCAAAUACGUGAAGCGUUGAUGAAGCAUGCGACCAAAAAGCAUAAAAAGAAUAAAAAACAUAAACAUCAUAAAUCUCAUUCCAGUUCGAAGAAGAAGAAGAAAAGAGCUAAAAGUCGAACAAAAUCACGAUCACCUAGUUUGGAGAAAGUUUCUGAUAACGAGGAAGAAAUUCCAGACGAACCUCGAGUUAUAAUGUUGACAGAAAGUGGCAGGUUGAGUGUAGAAAUUUCAAACCUGCGAUCAAAGUGGGACUCAAGCGGAUCGGACGAUUCUUCAAAAACUACUCGAUCCAAAAGGAAAAAGAGUGUCGAUACCGAAGCUACCAAAUCAAAUGAUAAAGAGACAGCUGGGACUGCCAAAACUUCAGAAUCGACAGAAAAGGAGAUCGUCAACUCGACUGCUACCGCUAUGUGUACGGAAAUGCAAAAUGGUGAUUCUUCUACCACUCAAUGCACAGAAAAAGUGAAUACCGAUUCUUUACCAGAUACUCAACCUGAAGGAGUAAAGAAUGCUGAUCCCACUCAAACGACUGAAUCAAAAAAGAAAGAGAACACCGCAAGCAACCGUAGUAUAGAACCCACCGUCACAGAAAAUGUAUCCGAAAAAAACAAAUCCAAAACGCAAGAAUCGCCCAAAGUGACUGAACCAGCAGAUAAAGCAGAAUCAGAUGACAGUCCAUUGUGGAAUUCCGAUAGUGAAAACAUUCCAGAUUUUAGUCAAAAGUCCAACACUACCGGAACUAAUUUCAAUGACAACUCAACCCCACCCAGACCUGAUUUUAACGACAACUCGAGAGUAACUGUGCUGACAUUUGGUAUAAACAAAGAUUCAUCCAAAAAUUCAUCGUCAUCUGUCGACUCGAAUCCGUUACGAAGAAAAUUAUCUUACAAACCUGAUAAAAAUGAUAAUGCUAAAAAACCACCCCACAAGAAAAUAUUUUGCGAAUCUGGCAAAGAAAUGAAAAGUAAUUUUAGAAGAAGAGGUACACCGAAAAGCUAUCGAGGUCGUGGUUCUAAAAAGGAAUCGUACCCUCCACCUAGCGAUAUCGGCAGCCGUCUGUUCAGAAAAUCGGAUGUUUCAGAUUCUGAGCCUGAAAAACGUCCGCCAAGUGUACCUUCUGCCAGUAAAUCAAAAAGCCAUCGAGGUCGUGGUUCUAAAACGGUAUCGUACCCUCCACCUAGCGAUAUCGGCAGCCGUCUGUUCAGAAAAUCGGAUGUUUCGGAUUCUGAGCCUGAAAAACGUCAGCCAAGUGCACCUCCUGCCAGUAAACCAAAAAGCCAUCGAGUUCGUGGUUCUAAAAAGGAAUCGAUUGCUCCACCUAGCGAUAUCGGUAGCUACCUCUUUGGAAAAUCGGAUGGUUCUGAGUCUGAGCUUGAGAAACGUCAGCCAAUUGCACCUUCUGCCGAUCGAUUCGACAGAUUUAUGUCAGAUUCAGAUUCAGAAAUGCCGAACAAUUCGCCGAUAAGAUCCAAGAGUGUUGGUCGUUUUCAAGAUGCUAUCAACUGGAAAAGUGUACCCGAAUCCAACUAUGGCAGAGGUCGUUCGAGGAGCACCCUAGAAUCACCACCACUGUAUUUGUUUCCACCCGGUCAUCCAAUUCCGCCUCCUGCUCCAAUUAUACGAAGAUCGUUGAGUAGAUCUCCAAGUCGUUACCAUAGCCCUAUUCUUAGUUCCUAUAGAAGUCCUUCAUUUACCUAUCGCAGUUCAUCUCGUCAUAGCAGCAAAGCUCGUUCGAUAACACGCGAAUCGUACUACAGACCAUCUCUAUCUAGAUCACCUUCCCCUGGCAAACGUACUUUCCGAAGCAAAUCUCGCUCUCAUCGUAGCAAAUCUCGUGCCUUGAGAAGCCCAUCUCCUUCUCGUUCACAUCGCGGUGGUUCUCGUCCCGUGAGAAGUCCACCUCGUUACAGUAGAAGCAGAUCACGUGCUUACAGAAGUCCUUCUAUGUCGCGUAGGAGUACAUCUCGUACACGCAGGAGUAAAUCGCGAACAUACAGGAGCCCGUCGCGGUCACGUAGGAGUAAAUCUAGAACAUAUAGAAGUCCAUCUCGUUCACGAAGGAGUAAAUCUCGCACCUACAGAAGCCCAUCUCGAUCUCGAAGUAAAUCCCACAGACGAAGGAGUAAAUCACGCCGAAAUAGUUCAGCAAGCAGUUCUAAUUCUACUAGAUCACCUUCACUUAUACGUGCUGCGAGAGCUUGCAGUCCAUUGGAAGACAUGAGACAGCAGUUGAGAAAGAAUAACGAAGCGGCAGUUCAACAGGCUUUAGGUGGCCUACAAAAGUCUACGAAAGGAAGAGCUAAUUUGAAAGCAUGCAAAGCACGAGUAAUCGACGAUUUAGAUUUAACGACAUCAUCGCCAUCGCCUGAAAUGUGUACUCGUAUACCUACAGAGAUAAGGAACGCACGGAUGGCUUAUUCUGCUACUAUUACUCAAGCUACGCCAAUGCAUUCGAAUAAUGCAAUUGACUCGAGUCGAAAUCAUCGCAUUGUACAUAAUCUUCCCUUAACCGGAUUUAGGCCUCAACCUCAGCCUCUGCCUCAAACCCAACCUAUUCGAAUGCAGCAUCCGAGUUAUAUGCCAAUGACAUAUCCAAUGGUACACAACCCAGGCAUGAUGAAUCAAAUGCCCCUGCCACGAAUUAGUCAUGUGUUUAGUCGAGCAACAGGACCUCCAGAACGGCCGCUAGGGCCUCCGGAUAGACCAUUGGGUCCACCGGAUAGACCACUGGGGCCUCCGGAUAGACCAUUGGGUCCACCGGAUAGACCACUGGGUCCACCGGAUAGACCACUGGGGCCUCCGGACGGACCACUAGAGUCACCGGGCGAAUCUUUUGGACUUGGACCACCAGACGGACCUCUUGGACCACCGGAUAGACCGCUUGGAUUAUCGAACCGAACUCUAGGACCACCGGAUAGACCGCUUGGAUUAUCAAACCGGACUCUAGGACCACCGGAGAGACCGUUAGGUCCUCCGGAAGGACCGCCAGGUCCGCCGGGAAGACGACUGGCAUCGCCGGAGUGUUAUAUGCCGUUGCAUUUCUAUCUUAAUCCUCCCUACAUAAAUAGAUAUGAUAUCUAAAGAUGUUCAAAAACCUCCCAAAGCGAAUACCCCCCCGGCCCGCCCACGUUUGUGAUAUGUCUCCAGUCAUUGCCAUAAUAAUUUUAUAGGUAAGGUACUCGGGAUUGAGUAUAUGUUGUUAACCCUUUUUUUAGUUUAUAUUUUUUAAAGUUUUCGGUGUUUCGUUUUUUAAUUUUUAUUUUUAUGUAAUUAAAUCAAAUUACUUUCUAUAUAUUGAACGAUGCGCAUUUAUAUACGUUUGAAGGUGUUUUUAGACUAUCAUUUUUUUUUUUUUUUAUAUAUGUUACGAGUUAACUGGUUUGAAAAACUGUGAUCUCCCCAAUGUUGUUCUAGAUUUUACAUAUUCUUUGGGAUCCGCGUGAGUAAAAUAAGAUGUAAGGGUUUUGUUCCAAUAAAGCUACAGUGUGUUUUUUUUUGUUUA